Nannizzia gypsea CBS 118893 is the source of this 2223-nucleotide messenger RNA. RefSeq names its product WSC domain-containing protein 2. The transcript is spliced from 3 exons. Gene Ontology annotation, molecular function: peroxidase activity; heme binding. Gene Ontology annotation, biological process: response to oxidative stress. Lineage: Eukaryota; Fungi; Ascomycota; Eurotiomycetes; Onygenales; Arthrodermataceae. The coding region runs from base 1 to 2223 and encodes 740 amino acids. The record is from RefSeq and is a predicted model, not a curated record.
AUGUUGAUGAACCAGCCCGUCGUAUGGGCAGCCUUCGCGCUGUCCGGAGCCCUCGCGCUGCCCACUUGGCCAUCUGCCGUCGACGAGCUGGAGGAUCUCAUGUUUCUCAACACCGGCUAUCACGCCCGCGGAUUCUCAGCCGGCGUCACUCCGUGCUCGUUCUCCAAGCAGGGCCCGUCUCGAAUUGCGUCGGCCGAGUGGGUGCGCACUGCAUUCCACGAUAUGGCUACAGGCAACGUCUUUACCGGCGUCGGCGGCCUCGAUGCCUCGAUCGUGUUUGAGCUAGGCGGCAGAGGAGGAGAAAACAUCGGCGCAGGAUUCAACACCACGUUGGAGACGUUCACCCCUUUCUUCUCGACGCGGUCGUCCAUGGCCGACCUGAUAGCCCUCGGCGUCCGCACGGCAGUCAGGUCCUGCGGCGGACCGGUCAUCCAGGUCAAGGCCGGCAGAGUCGAUGCCACUGCACGGGGGCCAAUAGGGGUGCCGGUGCCGGAGAACUCGCAGGGCACCUUUAUCAAUCAGUUUACGCGCACUGGAUUCGAUAUCGCGGACAUGAUAGCUGUUACCGCGUGCGGACAUACGAUGGGCGGCGUCCACGCCUCGAACUUCCCCCAGAUCGUGAUUCCGGGGUCUGCGCCAGAGGACUUCCAGCUGUUUGACUCGACUGCCGCCUUCGACGAGAAGGUCGCGGUGGACUUUGUGGGCGGAGUGACCGGGAAUCCCCUUACCAGCUCGACGGCAAAGAGAAACCAGCGGGAUUCGGAUACAAAGGUCUUCACGGCCGACCAGAAUGUCACCAUCAAGGCGCUGGCUGACCAGGCAACAUUUCGGACGACAUGCGCCAGGGUUCUCCAGAAGAUGAUAGAGGUUGUUCCUGCAGGCGUGAACCUGACGGAACCCCUAGAGCCAUAUGAAGUGAAGCCGAGUGGGCUGCAGCUGUACCUGGCCGGCAAUGGCAGCACCAUUUCUUUCACUGGCGAGAUCAGGGUCAGGACCACUGUCCGGCCGGCAACAUCGAUCGCAAAGGUCGAGCUUGUUUACAAGGACCGUAUGGGAGGCUCCAGCUGCGGAUCAUGUGUUAUCAGUACCGAAUACAAGGGUGCCGCCGAAGGCUUUGAUGACUCCUUCGCUUUCUACGGAUUUGAUGCCAGCCUCCCCGUCGAGUCGUCCAUCUCCCAGUUCAACGUACGGAUAGUCCUUACCACGGGUGAGACAGUUAUUUACGAUAACAAUGCGUCGGGAUACCCUGUCCAGGACACUAUCAUGCUCCAGCCUAAGCAGAGUUGCGUCGUUGGGGGAAAUGCGCCUGGGAAUCUCGUUGUAGUAGCCGCUGUCCGGGACAGUGCUAAUUCACCAGAGGUGAAGCUCGCUGUCACGACGAAAACGCCGCGAAGUUGCUGUGUGACUCCAGCCUUGACGACUCAGUCGGUCCCAAUGCUAUCACAGACAACUGUUGGCCCAUAUACGCUGUAUUCCGGGAACUUCACCCUCGCAGCUGCGUACAGAUCCAGUGCCAAGUUUGAUGUCUCCCUCUCGAGCGGCGGAGCGGUGGUAUCGGAUUCAUUCAAGAACACCGCCGACCUAGGCUCAAUGUGCGUUCCCUUUGGCUCCAACGGCACUACGAUGCCGGAUUACACCUUUGAUGGAUGCUACACCGAUACUCCCGAGUCGAGAGCUCUGACUGGUGCUGCAUUCGUGGACGGGAACAUGACGGUUGCCGCAUGCUCUGGCCUGUGCAAAGGCUACCAAUUCUUUGGCCUCGAGUAUGGGACUGAAUGUUACUGCGGAAACUCAAGGAGCAGCUCCAGCAUGCAAGCGCCCGAGUCAGAAUGUAACCAGCCAUGCGGUGGUGAUAGCUCUGAGACUUGCGGUGCAGGGUAUCGGAUUGGUAUCUAUAAAGACAAGACAUGGAUUCCCACCACCAACCCUCAGAUACCCGGGUACAACUAUACGGGAUGCUACAGCGACUCCCCCAGUAACCGAACCCUAUCAGGCAGCUUGACAUAUAACGAGAAGAUGACGGUGGAGCUGUGUGCCGCUUUCUGCAACGGCACGAAAUACUUUGGUAUUGAGUACUUCAGUGAGUGUUACUGUGGAGCCGAUCUAUUCCCAGAGAGCACCAUGCAGCCUGAAUCAGACUGUGGCUUCUUCUGCUCGGGAAACAAAACUCAGCACUGUGGUGGUAACAAUAGGAUAAACAUAUAUACGAAAAUCGACACGUGA